This is a messenger RNA of Arvicanthis niloticus (Nile rat), 5409 nucleotides long. RefSeq names its product torsin-1A-interacting protein 2-like. Gene Ontology annotation, molecular function: ATPase activator activity. Gene Ontology annotation, biological process: membrane organization; endoplasmic reticulum organization. Lineage: Eukaryota; Metazoa; Chordata; Mammalia; Rodentia; Muridae. The record is from RefSeq and is a predicted model, not a curated record. Gene Ontology annotation, cellular component: endoplasmic reticulum; membrane.
CCUGGCUGGAAAUUGUCUUUGAGAAAGGAUCCCUCCCCACCCCCACCUCCCCUACGGCACAAACAGAAAUCGAGUUACUGUCUGAUUCCUUGCUUCUUGCUUCCAUGUGAAGCAUGAGUCUUUUGGAACUUGGGACAAGAAGAAAACAAGGUGUCUCUACUACAAAACCCAGACACUAAAAAGAUGUCCCAAACUUUGAAAAGCCAGGACACAAACAUGAGUGGUGGUGGCUACAGGGAUCCUGUGGGAGAUUCUCAAAACGUUUUGGAAAAUGAUCCGUCAGUAAACUCUGAAGCACAGGACAGCACAGUCACACUGAGUAACACUGCAGAAGCCCAGACCCUACAUCCCACAUCUGAUCUUAAGGAAGACCAUUAUGAAAUAGGGGACAAAGGUCAGGAGCAUGCAGACACUGGUGUCAGGUCAGAAAGUUCACAGGAACCAGCUUUAGAGAAACCUCCACUGGGUAAAGCAGAGCUGGAGAGCAGCCCGAGUUUUCAAGACACAGAGCAAGAGCAUCACCCCCACUCGGAACACACGUGCAGAGACGCCCUGGAUCUGGAUCCUAACUGCUCUCCAAGCGACUUGAGAGGAAGAUCAUGUGCACACCUGGAGAGCAGCUCUGCAGCCUCCCCAGAGGGGGCAGGUGACAAGGGUGAAGCAGGUGCACACCUGGAGAGCAGCUCUGCAGCCCCGCCAGAGGGGGCAGGUGGCAAGGGUGAAGCAGGUGUACACCUGGAGAGCAGCUCUGCAGCCCCCCCAGAGGGGGCAGGUGACAAGGGUGAAGCAGGUGCACACCUGGAGAGCAGCUCUGCAGCCCCCCCAGAGGGGGCAGGUGACAAGGGUGAAGCAGGUGCACACCUGGAGAGCAGCUCUGCAGCCCCCCCAGAGGGGGCAGGUGACAAGGGUGAAGCAGGUGCACACCUGGAGAGCAGCUCUGCAGCCCCCCUAGAGGGGGCAGGUGGCAAGGGUGAAGCAGGUGCACACCUAGAAAGCAGCUCUGCAGCCCCCCCAGAGGGGGCAGGUGACAAGGGUGAAGCAGGUGCACACCUAGAGAGCAGCUCUGCAGCCCCCCUAGAGGGGGCAGGUGACAAGGGUGAAGCAGGUGCACACCUGGAGAGCAGCUCUGCAGCCCCCGCAGAGGGGGCAGGUGACAAGGGUGAAGCAGGUGCACACCUGGAGAGCAGCUCUGCAGCCCCCCCAGAGGGGGCAGGUGGCAGAGGUGAAGAUGCUCAGGAGCUGCUUGCUGUAGACUCUACCGAUGCCCAGAGUCCCAGUCAUUCCAGUACAGGCCCAGGGAGCCAGGAUUUACUGAGGAGGCGACUGCCUGCGCCAGAGGCUGGAAGUCAUGAAGAAGAUACACAGUUGGUGAAGGAAAAGGAAGAGGUUGCACAGGAUACGUUGAGAAAGACUGAUAAGAAGAGUCUCUGGACCUAUGGCUCAGUGUGUCUCGGCUGCCUGAUUGUGGCAGUUGUGCUAAGCUCUGUCAACAGCUACUAUUCCUCCCCAGCCCAGCAGGUGCCCCAGAACCCAGCCUUGGAGGCCUUCCUGGCCCAGUUUAGCCAACUGAAAGAGAAAUUUCCAGGUCAGAGUUCCUUCCUGUGGCAGCGAGGACGUAAGUUUCUCCAGAAGCACCUCAAUGUCUCAAACCCCAGUGAGCCGGCCACCAUCAUCUUCACAGCCGCUCGGGAGGGGAAGGAGACCCUCAAGUGCCUGAGCUACCACGUUGCCAAUGCAUACACCUCUUCUCAGAAGGUGACUGCCGUGUCCAUAGACGGGGCCAAAAGAGCCCUGCAGGACAGUGACACCGUCAAGCUGCUGGUUGACUUGGAGCUUAGCUCUGGGUUUGAGAAUGGCCACAAGGCUGCUGUAGUCCACCACUUUGAAUCCCUUCCUGCGGGUUCCACCCUGAUCUUCUACAAGUACUGUGACCAUGAGAAUGCCGCCUUUAAAGACGUGGCCCUUGUCCUGACCGUUCUGCUGGAAGAGGAAACGUUAGAAGCAGGCGUAAGCCCCAGGGAAACAGAAGAAAAAGUGAGGGAUUUACUCUGGGCCAAGUUCACCAACUCCAAAACCCCCAGCUCCUUCAGCCACAUGGACUCAGACAAGCUGAGUGGGCUGUGGAGCCGCAUCUCUCACCUGGUGCUGCCCGUGCAGCCUGUCAAGAACAUAGAAGAGCGAGGCUGCCUUUUCUGAAGCCAGCCUCAGAGGUGACAGGGAAGGGCCAGGUCUGAGGGCUCCGUUCCACUGGGAGGAGGUGAUUGGCACGUGAGAGGAAACAGCUGGGAGGCACAUGACUUUACUAGAAAAGAAGCUUUUUCUUUUACUUUUAUAAAAACCUUCUAGACUGAACUUUGAUAAAACUAACAAUUGGCCUGAUGUUUUCCUUUGUCUUGUAAAGCCAAUAAGGGUUAUAUACAACAUGAUGUGUGGAUUGUUUCAAUGUCCAGCACAGCUGUAGAAUCGUCGAACAGGAAGAUCUGAUUUCUGGGAAGGCAGCACCACCGCUGCCCUGCAGGGACUCUAACAGGCCUCUGGGGCAGUGCUCAGGCCUGGACAGGGAGUAAUUGGAAUGAUUUUAGAGAACCCUUCUACUACGUAUUAAGAAUUUUUUAAGAUUUACUUUAAUAAUGCACUCGUGGGGUUGGUUGUGUCUUACACAGAUUUGCACUUUGAAUAGAUGAAAACAGGAAACUAGAAUUCAACCCUCCAAACCUAAGAACCUGGAGUGUGUAUGCUUUUAUUCCGUUAAUGAGCUGAGGUGAGAACAGCUGUGCUCAGAAGAAGACUGUCCCCACGCAUCGGAAUCAAUGUAGAGAUUGUUGGUAAUAACUGGAAAUGAAAAAUUUCCAACUGGGCCUCCCAGCACCCUCCCUCCUAUGAGACGUGCCUGCUCUUGGCUGCUGGUAUUAUUUGGGUUCUCUGUUAGAUUUCAGUGGAACUGAGAUUCACUGAGAAGGAAGUUUGGAAAACAUUGAUGAAGUGAGAGCACAUUCUGGAAUAGGAACUUGGAUAGGAAGAAAUGAACGUGUUAACGCUGAGGAGUAAGGUCUGUGGUCCAGGGUGACAAAGACCUGCAGGUGAGCCGCUACUGGAGGUCUCAGGGCAGGGCUUUUGUUCAUGUCUGUUGAUCUUCCCGUCCGUACGUCCUCCCCGCUGGAAUCUCAGUUGUCUGUGAUAAGAGUCUGAGCGCAGUUUCAGAAAGGACCUGAGGAACAAACAGCAGCUGACAUGAGCUCACUGAAUGCGUCGUUAGCUAGUUAGAAAUGCCAUCCAUGGGGAGGGAUCUGAGAAAUGCAAGGGGGCGUUCUCCAUAGAGGACAGAGAGGGAUCAUGGCCAAUAUCGGUUGUUACGCUUCCGUCCCAUGAUUUCAGACUGGGGCCAAUAGCUGUUGAUCAGCAUGUGAACUCUGAAAGCAAAACUCUAGUAAAAUGAUCUUGACCCACAGAAGGUCUGUUCCAUUCCCUUGGAAUUUUGCACUCAGUUUUGGGUCACCCGCUGCUAUAAGAUCAUGAUAUAGUUAAGACUUUAAGCAACCUUGGGGGGGGGGGGCGGUUAGGAGACACUAAGAAGAUCUCUAUUGAUAGUUAAAAGGAUCACAGAGGCACGGGUGAGAAGUGAUCUGAAAAUACUUGCCACAAGAUGGCUUUGGCCAGAGCCUUUGGUCCACUCAGUUAAGUAUAGAAACAUUCAGGAAAUAGUAUGCAUUUGGGAUUUUGAAAAAAUCCUGAAACAGAUUUAAGAAAAGACCCUACACAAAGUUUAAGCAUAGUGAAUGGAGUUUGACUGCCAACCCAGUGUGAAGCACAGGGACUGAAGAAAAAAAAUCUGUUUGGCAUAUUUGAUUUUUUUUCUUCUGUAUUUCUAGACUUACUUGUUUUAAAUGCUAGUGGCUUGUCAUAUAGCCAUGUCUGUCCUGGUGCUUACUCUGUGGUGUAGCUGACUUUGAACUUACAGUAAUUUCCCCAGCUCAGUUUCCUGAGUGCUGAGGUUAUAGGUGUGUACCAUCAUAUCCAGCUUUCAGUUCAGCUCCUAGCCACUAGCAUUACAUCACGUAGAGCCACAUAGAGUCUCACGUCAGAAGGUGCCUUGCAGAAUUGUUAUGUUGGCCUUUGACCUGUGCUACCUCAGACUCUAGAGGAACUGGUCUACAGUAUUUGUGCACAGUCUAUGUCAGUGGCUCAGAUCAUAGGUGAAAAGUAAUUGUUUCUUCAUUAAAACUAUAUAAAACUACAGUUUUACACAGUUUGCUAUGAACACAAAUUUUAGGAUAUAAUAAAUUUUAGAAAUUUAUAUUUUCAAUUUUUUUAACUAUUUACCUUGUUAAAAUAUACCUCCUUCUAUCAUAAGUGCAAUCAACUGAGACUUGUCAGUUUUCUAUUCCCUGUUUCAAAACCCAGGGUCUUAACAUUCAAGGAAAGCACCCUACCACUACGCUAUAUUCUCAGACCUCUUAAAAAAUCAUUUUGAAAAAAAGCAGUAUAUGUUAGUUUGGGGUCAGAACAAAUGAUUUUUUUAUUUUUGAUACAGGGUCUCUGCACAGCCCAAAGUAGUGAUUCUCAAGCCUUAGACCUGUACGUGAUGGGAUUAGAGUAGUGUGCCGCCACAUUUAAAAAUGUACACAUAUCUAUUACCUAGUGUACUGUCUUCUAGACCAUUGUUUUUUGUAUCCAGUUUUACAGCCUUUUAUGUGUGUUGUAAUUCUUUGUGAUAUUUUGCCUGGGGCGGGUAUGGAUAUAUGUAUGUUUUUUGUUGGUGGUGGGUUUUUGGUUUUUUUUUUUUUUUUUUUUUUUUUUUUAAUAGAAUCCCUUCUUGACUAAUACCAAGUCUCAGAAGCAAGCAGGGGAAAUAGAAACAGUCUUUAGAGUUGGGUCUUUCUUUCCCCUUCAGGUAAAAUUUAUGGUUCUUUUGGGUAGCACUCAGAGAUCAUCAGAAAAGUUCUAGAGAGUUCUUAUCACUGAACUCAUUUUAAUAAAUUUUAUCUGGAAGCCUUUGGGAGAGGUUAGUGAGGUUCAGUGCCCUUCCCCUCCCCAGCAGCUGAUGGUACAGUUUUGUCGCAGCCUUUGGUUCACAUUCUUGUUAAAGACAGGAGCACAGUGAGCACAGAUGUUGGGUAUGACAGACAGAUGCAGCCUGUGAACACUAAAGUAAUGCAGCAAAAUGAUUUUCAACAACACUUUUACAUUCUCUAACAAAGAUUUUUUAACCCCAUAGAAUUUUGCCUUUAUGUAUUUACACAUUUAAUGGCUUGUCAGAUUUCUCAAGUCACCUUAACUGCUUUUUGCAUUCAUUUCCAUGUUGAAUGUGCCUUAUUCAAAUCAAUUGUCUGGUUACUAUACAAUAAAUCUUAUUUUUUCCUAGCUGAUUGAUUUUUGACUAAAAUUUCCAAAAUAAAGAAUUUAUGGAAA